Molecule: messenger RNA, 1592 nt
Organism: Postia placenta MAD-698-R-SB12
Lineage: Eukaryota; Fungi; Basidiomycota; Agaricomycetes; Polyporales; Adustoporiaceae
Exons: 4
Coding region: 1-1485 (494 amino acids)
Source: RefSeq, a predicted model, not a curated record
AUGGGUAAAUGGAUGUUGAGACACCAUGACGAAGUCCUUCAAAGCAAAUUCAAGAACCUUGUAACUGGGGCAAUCCAAAGAAUCAAGUUGGAAGAGGGGGAACCCAAGAUUACCUACGAAGCAUUUGUGGAAGAACUUGACGUUGGCGAAACGUUCACUACCACACUCAUCGAAGUGCUCGUGAAGGAAAUGGCCGACCGUCGUACCCGCGCUAAUAUCCGCGAUCGACGAUUUGUGUCUGAGCGAGCCGCGAAGAUGCUUCGCUCUCAAAUCUCGCCGCACCACAUCUAUCAUGGUCGCCGGCAGGCAAGUCGCCUCGCCGCGAGGAGCAGUUCCAACGUUGUCUACACAGACCUCGUGGCGGAGCUUACGGAUGAGGAAGAGGCCAACGAUAGCCACAGUCUACCACCCGAGGGCGACUUCCCCUACGAAGGUGUCCGCAUCAACUCUGAUCUCUAUGAAGCCUAUGCUCCCCCCUCCUAUACCUCUACAACCUCAGCCUACGAUAUAUUGGAUAGCCUGCAUGGGUUCCAGCCCACUACUCUGGCUGCCGCUUCACCAGAAGUUACAGAGCACAGACGCUCUGGUGACUUGUCCGUUAAUAGCCCCCGCCCAGCGUCCCCUGCACUGCCUUCCAUCACAUACCGGACAAGUCCAUGGGUCCAUGGUGGCACAUCGCAUGCGUCAUCUUUGACGCGACAGCAUUCUGUACGACGCCCAGCACGGUCUAGGACCAUCGAUUUCAACGAGUUCACCGACCGCCGUCGCUCUUCUCUCCGACAAAACCAGCAUGAUGGUGACUACAUCAGGUCUGAAGAGUCGGCAGAUGGAACGUGGAGAUUCAGACCAAGUUUUCCUUACCCCACUGAUGAGCCAUCAUCAUCGACGUCUGUGACCGAUCACAUGCCGCUUCCGCCUCCCCCCAGGCGCGUCUCAUUAAGCUCUGGUCCUCGUCGUCGCUAUGAGGUGGGAGGUGCUUUCCCGUGGAGCCCUGAACCCUCACAAUCGCCGUCCUUGGAUAACGGCGAUCAGGACGAACAAGCAGCUAGCGCAUCGGGCAGCCAGAGCUCUUCACAGCUCUGGUACUCGCUCACCUAUCCGACUCCAGCCCCACCGGCGAAUCCGACUAACCGCAGGGCGUCUAUUGCCGACGUUAAUGAAGCUCGGAGGCAGGUCAUUGCGCCCCGCCUCCGUCGCGGAGGUCUCAGAGCUCCGGAGUCAUUACUCUCUCGCUAUGCAUCUCCGACGGAUGGUGAUCCCGCCGCUAAUCGCGAGGGGACUGCCCCAAUCGAAGAAUCAGGUGGACAACAAGGGGAAAACAGUGACCCUGUAUUUGUCCCGAGUAUUCCCGCUCUGCGCAACCUCCUCCGGCACGAGAACUCGCCCGACUCCGCAGGAUGGAGGCACACUGGAGAAGAUACCACACAGCUGCCUACGCCUACUAGGUCUGUGACGCCAGCUGCUGACUCUGUGGGCAAUGCAUGAGCGGUGCAAGUAUAUGACUUCUGAUUAUGCUGUGCAAAGAUAGACUUCAGUGGACAUUGAGCCACCCUUUUUAUUGUGUUUGGUUGUAUACGCUACUCGAUGCGUGU